This is a messenger RNA of Salmo salar (Atlantic salmon), 1393 nucleotides long. Lineage: Eukaryota; Metazoa; Chordata; Actinopteri; Salmoniformes; Salmonidae. The record is from RefSeq and is a predicted model, not a curated record.
GAGCUAUCUACGGAAGCCGAGUAAGGACCUGCUGGUGGAUUUUUGAAUCUGACAUGACAGCUAUUUCUCACACAUAGCCAGAGCUACUUAUCGCAACAGAAAGGGGGUUCGGGAUUAUCUCUUUGCUCUAAAAACAAAGUGAGAGAUCAAAACCCUUUGCUACUAAAUACAUCUGGAUUGCAUCUGCCAUUCUGUAAAUGCUCAUUGCCACGGUACCGGUAGCUACUGCUAACAAAGCAAUUACGGAUCUGACAAAUCGGUGCGACCAGGAUGGAGUGGCAGCCGGAUGAACAGGGUUUGCAGCAGGUGCUUCAGCUGCUGAAGGACUCCCAGUCUCCAGACACAGCCACACAGAGAGCUGUGCAGGAAAAACUGGAACAGCUCAACCAGUUCCCAGACUUCAACAACUAUCUCAUCUUCGUCCUUACAAGCCUCAAAUCAGAGGAUGAGCCAACCCGUUCUCUAAGUGGUCUCAUAUUGAAGAACAAUGUGAAGGCCCACUACCAGAACUUUCCUCCUCUGGUAGCUGACUUCAUCAAGAGGGAAUGUCUCAACAACAUUGGAGAUCCCUCGCCCCUCAUCAGAGCAACCAUCGGCAUCUUGAUAACAACCAUAGCAUCUAAAGGAGAGCUGCAGACAUGGCCUGAACUCCUCCCUCAACUCUGUAACCUGCUCAACUCUGAAGACUACAAUACCUGCGAGGGUUCUUUCGGAGCCCUGCAGAAGAUCUGUGAGGAUUCUUCAGAGCUGUUGGACAGUGAUGCUCUCAACAGACCCCUGAACAUCAUGAUCCCCAAGUUCCUACAAUUUUUUAAACACUGCAGCCCAAAGAUCAGGUCUCAUGCCAUAGCGUGUGUGAAUCAGUUCAUCAGCAGUAGAGCCCAGGCUCUGAUGGAUCACAUCGACACCUUCAUCGAGAGUCUGUUUGCUCUAGCGGGGGAUGAGGACUGUGAGGUGAGGAAGAACGUGUGUAGAGCUCUGGUCAUGCUGCUGGAGGUCCGGAUAGACCGACUCAUACCACACAUGCACAGCAUCAUACAGUACAUGCUCCAGCGUACCCAGGACCCAGAUGAGAAUGUCAGCCUGGAGGCCUGUGAGUUCUGGCUCACCCUGGCUGAGCAGCCCGUCUGCAAGGAGGCCCUGUCUGGGCACCUGGUCCAACUCAUCCCUAUCCUGGUGAAUGGGAUGAAGUACUCUGAGAUAGACAUCAUCCUCCUGAAGGGAGAUGUAGAGGAGGAGGAUGACACCGUACCAGACAGUGAGCAGGACAUCAAGCCUCGCUUCCACAAGUCACGCACCGUCACCCUGCAACACGAGGGAGGAGAGGGGGAGGAGGGGGAGGAUCACGACGAUGACGAUGACGACGAUGACACGCUCUCUGACUGGAACCUGC